AUGCGGGCUGCUCGCCCUGAAGCAAAACAGCGCAUCGGUGAUCGGCUGGAAGUAGAGAGUGCUGUAUACCUUCUUAAGAUACAAGACUCAGAUACCUCCGACUGGUCUAGGAGAAAUUUGAUCGGAGGCAGAGCCAAAAUAAUCCGCCGGUUGAUUGAUUUGCUGGACGGAAAUCCAUGGGAAAGCAAGAAUGCUGCCUUGUGCCUUGGAAAUCUCUGCUGUGACUGCCCCAUCAAUCAAGUGAUCAUAGGAACUACGACGAUUGGAACGAGGACGAUAUUUUCAGGGCUUGUCAGGCUUGUGCUUCAUUCCAAAGAUGAAACAACCAAGAUAUUUGCAUGUUUGGCCAUCAACAACCUAGCAUGCAACAUUGAAAAUGCUCAUAACAUCUGCCUCUUUCCAUUCGCUAUCCCCGGUGCGAUAAAGUCAAAAUACAUGAUUGUCAGUGAAUUCUCCGCUGGCACUUAG
Molecule: messenger RNA, 468 nt
Organism: Guillardia theta CCMP2712
Lineage: Eukaryota; Cryptophyceae; Pyrenomonadales; Geminigeraceae
Exons: 4
Coding region: 1-468 (155 amino acids)
Source: RefSeq, a predicted model, not a curated record